Molecule: messenger RNA, 1605 nt
Organism: Emericellopsis cladophorae
Lineage: Eukaryota; Fungi; Ascomycota; Sordariomycetes; Hypocreales; Bionectriaceae
Product: Cytoplasmic dynein 1 light intermediate chain-like protein
Exons: 4
Coding region: 1-1605 (534 amino acids)
Biological process (GO): microtubule-based movement; microtubule cytoskeleton organization
Cellular component (GO): cytoplasmic dynein complex; centrosome
Molecular function (GO): dynein heavy chain binding
Source: RefSeq, a predicted model, not a curated record
AUGAACUCACCCGCGAACCGCCACUCGACGCAGACCGCUGGGUCUGGCGAAGCAGACGGGCAGAAUGGGGAGCAGAAGAAGAACCUCUGGAUCUCGAUGCUAGAGUCCGUCGCCAGUGGGAAACGGCUACCGGAGAAGAAUCUCGUGGUUCUUGGCGGCACGCCAGACUCGCAACGAGACUUUCUAGACUCCUUGUCCAGCUCGGAAUCGAAACGCAAUUUUGACCGGCGCAAGAUACCGCCGGUAGCGAACAACUUCGCGCUGGGUUACACGUACUACGAUGUGCUAGACGCUGAUCAAGAUGACACGCUCGCUCGAGUCUCAUUGUACCUACUGUCUCAACCAUCCGCCGAAUUCGCCUCUCUCAUCGCACCCCUCCUGACGCCCCGAGCCAUACCGAACACGGCGCUUGUGAUAUUGCUGGACUGGUCCCAGCCACACCUGUGGCUUCGCCAAAUACGUCAAUGGAUCAUCCUGUUCCUGUCCGUCACCAAGCAACUUGGAGAUGAGGAGCGCUACGAGAUGAAUGACGUUAUGGAGGCGUGGAAGACGCGCGGACGAGGUGGUGCGUCGGUCAAUCUGGAUGGAACCCCUUCGGCGCAGGCAGUAUCAGGGGAAGACGACAGCUCCUUACCACGAGGGCCUGGAGAAUGGACCGAGCCACUUGGUCUACCCCUGUGUGUGGCGCAACGAAUGGAGGUUCUCGAGAAGAACAAUGGCUGGAAAGAGCAAGCAUUCGACCACGUACUCCAGUACCUCCGGACAGUGCUCUUGAGACAUGGCGCAUCUCUCAUAUACACGUCGCAAAAUGCCCCCUCACAGCUCACGCCACUCAUUCAUUCGACGCUGGGGAUCACAUCCCUUUUGAAGAAGCAGCCACUAAAGCAGAACGUCAUUGAUCGCGAUAAGAUUGUGGUCCUGCCCAACUGGGAUUCGUGGGGCAAGAUCCGUGUUUUGGGCGGACAAUUUGAGGCCGAGACGAUAUCACAAGGCUGGGCCGAGGACAUUGACGAGCGAUUCAGCGGCGAACCCCCCAGCUUGGAGGUGUUGGCGCAGAAUCGGGCCGCGCAGAAGGAGACAGUCGAUCCACUUCAGGCCGAGAGUGCGAUCGCGCAGUACGAGGAGUGGUGCCAGGAGUCCGCCAGUGAUGGUCUGGCCCUUGUCGAGUCGAUACUGCAGAAGAAGCAAGCUGGAGUCACGGUGUACAGCGAAGACGCUCAAGAGUUCUUGGAGAAGCAAGUCAAGCGCCUGGAGACGGCCAGGAACAAGGCGGCGCCGACGGAGAAGACCAUGCCGGAAGCGCCGCCAGGUUGGUCGGAGAGAGAGCAUGUCAGCGAGCACAUUGGGCCCGUGCAGUUCAAUGUUGGCGGGAUCCAGGUGGACGCGGAUGAUAUGCUGCAGCGCAUCAAGGUACGGACUCCCUCAGCUUUCUCGUGGAGCAGCGUUAACCCCAGACAGGACCGCAAUACAUUCUCCUCUCCUGAACCAGCGCCGGAAGAGUCAGAGCAGCCCGAGACGUCCAACGUCACCAAGCAGUACGACAACGAGCAGCUACAUAAUUUCUUUCAGAAUCUCAUCAACAAGCCCGCCGGUGGAGGGUCUUAG